UCCAAAAUGCUGUCGACCGUUUUGUCAACGUAUUUUUUACUUUGUGCUUUUCAAACACUUUCAGAAUGUGCCAAUAUUUUAGGAAUUUUUCCAAUACCAAGCAGAAGUCAUGCUAUCUUGGGUCAUAAACUUUUGAGAGGAUUUGCCGAACACGGACAUAAUGUUACAAUGUUGACUUUCUUUCCAGAGAGUAAACCUCAUGAAAAUUUUAAAACAAUUCUCAUGGACAUAGAAAAACCUCGCCACGUCUACGAAUCCAAUAUUAUUAAGAAACCUUGGUUUACAAUGAAAGUAAUUCAAAUGUUUGGUACAUUGGGCAAAAUUAGCGAAGUUGUGUAUGAAGACAAACAAGUACAGAAACUGAUCAAUUCAAAUAACUCAUUUGAUGCUGUUAUCUACUUUCAAUGUACAGCGGAUUCUUUGCUGGGAUUUUCACACAAAUUUAACGCAAGUUCCAUCAUGUUCAGUGUAUUGGGUUCUUCACAGAUGUCAUCGUAUUCAUUUGGGCAUUCGCUCCCAAGUGCUUACGUGCCGAAUGUGUGGUUGGGUUACAACGAUGAAAUGACACUCUGGCAACGUUUCCAUAAUUGGAUCAGUAAUAUAGUUGGUGACUUGUAUCUUAAUACAUAUCAUACACAUCAACAACGUAGAUUACUCAGAGAAAACUUUCCGCAAUCACCAUCUUUGGAUGAACUACGUGAGAAUGUUGAAUUGGAACUUGUGAAUUCACAUAUUGCUAUUGAUACGAUAAGACCUACGCAUCAGAAUAUGAUUGACAUCGGCGGUUAUUACAUGGGAAAUCGUGAAUAUAUUUCAGAAGAUAUUAAAGAACUUUUGGAUCAAUCUAAAAAUGGUGUAAUUCUAUUAAGUUUUGGAACAAAUUUAAAUAGGUCCAAUAUGAGUCCCCAACUGAUCAACGCUUUUUUGGAUUAUUUUAAAAGAUCCAAAUAUGAUGUUCUCUGGAAAUUUGACGUAAACUUUGUUAAUAACACUAAAAAUAUGAAAAUUGUUAAUUGGUUACCACAAAGAGAAGUAUUAUCACAUUCUAGCGUAAAACUAUUUAUAACACAUGGAGGCAAAGGUAGUAUCAAUGAAGCAGUCUAUCAUGGGGUACCAAUGAUUGUGUUGCCGUUUUAUGCUGACCAACAUGCAAACGCUGAAUAUUGUGUGAAAAAUAGAAUAGGAAUUAAACUGGAUGUUGCAUACGUAAAUAGUGAUAUUCUUGAAAAUGCUAUUCAGAGAAUUGAACAAGAACCACAUUUUAAAAAUAAUAUACAAGUACGUUCAAAUUUAUUUAAGAAUCAAGAAAUUAAUCCAAUGAAAAAGGCUAUUUUCUGGACAGAAGCUAUUUAA
Messenger RNA from Dalotia coriaria, 1353 nucleotides. Its product is annotated as UDP-glycosyltransferase UGT4-like. The transcript is spliced from 2 exons. Gene Ontology annotation, molecular function: UDP-glycosyltransferase activity. The record is from RefSeq and is a predicted model, not a curated record. Lineage: Eukaryota; Metazoa; Arthropoda; Insecta; Coleoptera; Staphylinidae. Bases 7 to 1353 code for a protein of 448 amino acids.